UCGUUCACACUUCUGACCAGGGCUGGUACCGCCGAAAUUUCGUCCCCUAUUGGCUUUCUUGGUUCUUGUUAUCUGUUCUGGUUUUUCUCUUUACCUGCCGCUUCUUGGAAGUUCUCCACUUCUUCUAGACGAAAGUCACAAAACCCUUUCUUCCACGAUUAUAAAAGGGUGUUUUAAAGUUUCUUUAAAAUAAGAUCUGAUCAGGUUGGACUUACGAGAGAGAGAGCGCGAAACUCGAUUUUUGUUUCCAUAAAUUUUCACCGACUCUGUUCUUAUUAAAUUCUCAUUUCGAUCUUCAAAGAAAUCCAAACGAUAUUCAGAUUUAGGUGCGGAGUUCAUCAAGAAGGAAAUGUUUGAGAAAGGGAGGACUGUGAUACUCCGAAGCCACCUGAAAAAGUACCUUCUUGCCGACGACGAUGGAGAAAAGGUUCGUCAAAGUCGAAACGGAUCGUCGAAAAACGCGAGGUGGACGGUGGAAUUAGUGGAAGGGAAGAAUAACGUGGUGCGCCUCAAGAGUUGCCAUGGUCGCUUCCUCACCGCUUCUGAAAUUCCCUUUCUUCUUGGCAUGACAGGGAAGAAGGUAACUCAGUCCAUGCCUUCCUCCAAGUGGGACUCUUCGAUAGAGUGGGAAGCGCAAAAUGAGGGUUUUCAUCAGGUGAAGCUCAGGUCAUGGGGAGGCACAUACUUGAGGGCAAACGGUGGAACUCCGCCUUGGAGGAACUCCAUUACCCACGACAUCCCUGAGGUCAAGACCACACAAGACUGGGUUUUGUGGGAUGUGGAAGUGGUGGAGAAUCCUCAAGCUGAUUCUAUCGCCGAUUACCAAUCUCAGAUAUCGAGCAUUUCUUCGGCGUCGGAAGAGUUUGGGAUUGAAUACUCCGAACCCAAUUCGCCGAUGUCGAUUACGUCGAACAAAUCACCCAAGUUUUCAUUUUCGUCCUUGGUGAAACCUCCCAAUUUCUCUUUUAAAAAGUCUCCCAGGCUUUCUCUCACAGGCUCGGAGAAGGACUACUGUGACUACCCACAUAAGGAAUCUUUCACCUACCAGAGUGGAAUGGAACUCUUCUAUAAUGCAAAGGCCGUCCGGCUACGGGGCCAUCACGAUAAAUAUCUGCUCGCGGAUGAGGACGAGGAAUCUGUGUGUCAAGAACGGAACGGCUCAUCAAGGAAUGCCAGGUGGAUUGUUGAGUUCCUCGAUGACCCAAACUUCAUCCGUCUCAAGAGCUGCUACGGCAAAUACCUCACCGCAUCCAACGUUCCCUUCCUUCUCGGUAUGACAGGUCACAAGGUCCUUCAGACUCUGCCUAGCAAGUUGGAUUCCUCUGUGGAGUGGGAGCCUCUCAGGGAAGGCUUCCAGGCAAGGCUCAAGACUCGCCAUGGCAACUUCCUGCGUGCAAAUGGAGGUCUCCCCCCCUGGCGAAACUCCAUCACUCACGAUACCCCGCAUGUAAGUGCCACCAGGGAUUGGAUCCUCUGGGACGUGGAUAUCGUCGAGAUUAGAGUCGAUUCGCCAGUUCGUCCAUCCCCACCAGUGGUUAACCGAAAGGAAGGGAGACCCCCAGUCGUUGCUCCAACUCCACCACCCCCAGUGGUUAAAAGAAAUCACCAUUCUGAACCAGCUUCUCCCAGAUUAUCAAAGACACAGUCGAGUGAUUCUUUCGUCUCUUCACCGCCGAAGCCUGAUGGCCGGACAAUCUAUUACGACAUCGCUGAUGAAUAUGGUGAUAUUGAUGAUGAGAAUGAGAGUCCCAGUUUAAUUUUUAAGGGGACUAGUGUGCAAGAACUGACACAGAGGUUGGAGAAAGAGACAGGGCUUCAAGGUAUCACCGUCUGUUCACGCAAUAUCUUGAAUGAUAAACUUUACCCUCUUCGCUUGCAUCUUCCGCCCAAUAAUACAACUAUGCAUGUGGUUGUGGUUCCAGCCUCUUCAAAAGCUGCAAUAGAUUUGCCGAGGCCAUGAAGUACCCCACUAUUACAUGAGCAUACCCUAGAGGCCUAGACAUCAUCUGUGUGUAUAUAAAAAAAAAAGAGCUUACAUAUUCUCGGCUUCGCGGCUUGUUGAAAGAGAGCAGAAUACAUUCGCAUGUCUCAAACUCAUUGAAUUGGUAUAUUAAAGGUAGUAAGGAUCUCUUUUAGUGUUGCCAAGAGUAUUGUUACACCAGUAUUCUCCAUCAUUAAUGUUUGUAAAUCUCAAUCUUAUACUGAAGAUGGGAUAUAUGAAUAAUGAGACUUGUACAACUAUUUUUGAUGUAAAAUUGAAAUAUUUUUAGUCUGGAGCAUAGUUAGUUAAAACGAGAAUGGUAAAACAAGCUUUGUUUGGAA
This is a messenger RNA of Macadamia integrifolia, 2322 nucleotides long. RefSeq lists its product as uncharacterized. The transcript has 4 exons. Bases 350 to 1960 code for a protein of 536 amino acids. NCBI's taxonomy places the organism in Eukaryota, Viridiplantae, Streptophyta, Magnoliopsida, Proteales, Proteaceae. The record is from RefSeq and is a predicted model, not a curated record.